UAAAUCAAGCUGGAUCGAAUAAUAGAAAUGGUGUUUUUUGAAAAGAAAAAUAAAAGUGAAAAUUGUCGUCUUCUUGCAAGUAUUGACAAAUUAAAUAAUAGUGAAAAAAAUCAUGUGGAAAAUGCUGCCUUCAUGCAUGUAAGGGAAAAUCUCGAGGAACUUGGACGAGUGGCAGACGAUACUGAUCUUGUUUUUCUCAAAGGAUUAUUGGAAAGUCCUAUUGUGAAUUCCCUUGUUAAGCUCCAAGAAAGACUAGAAGAGCCACCGAAAUUGGUAGAUCCAAUUUAUUUUGAGGUUUGUGACCUUACGAAUGAAAUAACACACACAUUUGAGAAGUCAAAAGAUACGAACGCCCGACAGCUUUCAAAAUUACUGAAGGGUUCACACUUGAAAGCACUUUUGGAAACGCAUGACGCAGUAAUUAAAGGUCGUAAAACUCCAGCAAAAACUUGUACAUUUUUAUCAACAAUGCCGACUGAUGAAAGAACACAAACGGUGCGAGUUGUUGGACUCAGGCGGCAAGCAAAUGAACCUCUGGGUUUAACUGUUCAAAUUGAUGAGUCUGGUAAUCUCAUCAUUGCAAGGAUACUUGGAGGCAGCUCUGUGUCUCGUCAAGGUCUUCUGAAAUCUGGUGAAGUGAUUAUGGAAGUCAAUGGAAAGUCAGUUCGUUCUCCAGAUCAACUUCAACAAGAAAUUCAAGCAGCUAAAGAAAAUCUUACAUUAAAAGUUGCAUCUGGUAUUUCCAAUGAUAGUAAUAAGCCUAUAAAAUCAACAUGUUAUAUGAGAGCACUCUUCGACUACAAUCCGACAGAUGAUACACUUUUGCCUUGUCGAGAAAUCGGCCUUUCUUUCCAAAAAGGUGACAUUCUUCAGAUUGUCGACCAAGCAGAUCCAAAUUGGUGGCAAGCUCGAAAAGUCGAAGGUGAAGGUUUAAGUUCACCAGGAUUAAUUCCUUCGUUAGAACUUGAAGAACGGAGAAAAGCUUUCGUACCACCUGAAGCCGAUUUUGUUCACAAAAUUGGAAUAUGCGGAACUCGGGUUUCACGCAAAAAAAAAAGAAAAAUGUAUGAAUCGAAGGCGAAUGGAGAAUUCGAUAGUGCGGAACUUUUGUUAUAUGAAGAAGUUGCAAGAAUGCCACCAUUUAGACGUAAGACUUUAGCUUUGGUGGGGCCAAGAGGUGUAGGACGACGGACGCUAAAAAAUCGACUUAUUAAUAGUGAUCCCGAAAAGUUUGGAACCAUUGUUCCUUAUACAUCAAGACCACCGAGAGUACUCGAAGAAAAUGGUAAAAGCUAUUGGUUCACUGAUCGAGAAACAAUGGAAGAUGAUAUAAAACAACAUCGAUAUUUGGAAUUUGGUGAACACGGUGGUCAUCUGUACGGAACAAAAUUAGAUUCUAUCAGGGAGUUGAUUCGUGCUGGAAAAAUGUGUGUCUUAGAUUGUAGUCCAGGUGCUCUCAAGACUUUACAUAACAGUACCGAGUUCAUGCCUUAUGUCAUUUUUAUCGCUGCGCCUGGAAUGGAGCAGCUAAAGGUUCUUUAUGAUGUUGGAAGAUCUACAGGUGCCAGCAGUCGCAAUCUAACGUUUGAUCGCCAAAGCUCCAUAAGAUACAGUUCAAGACGUGCUAGGACCUUAGAAUCGCUUGCAUCAUUAUAUGAGGAAGAUGAUUUACGAUCAACUUUAGAAGAGUCCGCAGCCUUACAACGAGCUUAUGAAAAAUACAUCGACAUGGUAAUAGUAAAUGAAGAUUUUGACAAUACAUUCAGACAAGUGGUAGCAGCAUUAGAUGCUCUUGCUACUGAACAUCAAUGGGUACCUGUUAAUUGGAUUUAUUAAACUAAAAAAUUAUUUUUUCUGACAUAUUACUCAUCAAUCAUGAAUGAGUCUCGAGAAUAUUCUGAAUUGAUUAAUUUGAUCAUUAAAUUCUAUCAAAGUUGUUUUAUUUUAAUCCACAAAAAUUUACUUAAAAAUCAAAUAAUUUUAACAAACUGAUUUCUUUAUCAUUUAUUAGAAACGACAGAAAUUAAGUUAAUGAUAUAAAAUAAUUAUUAAUCAUUAAAUAUAAAUAAAACGUAUUCUUAAGAGCCGUCCAUUUGAAUUUAAGGAUUAACAUUAAUAAAACAUUGUUCUUGUUUUCCGUAAGAAAUUAAUUUACGAUGCAAUAAGUAUUUAGAUUGUUUUAUAUUUGCUUAGAUUACUUUUUUGUAGAUUUAUUAUGUAUCAACUAAGCUUAUUGACUACCUUAUUAUGUAUCGAAUUAACAAUAUUAUUGUACCAAUAAUAAGAAAAACGGUAACUCUAGCAGCAGAUGGAAAAGAUAUAAAAGUAAUUAUUAUAAAUUAAAUACUAAGUUAGCUGUUAAAUCUAUUGCGUGUGCUACGAGGUGAUAUAUUGUUGUAAAAACUUGGAAAAUUGUGAUGAUAAAUGUGUUUUGUAUCUUAGUCACUUGACAAGUGACUUUAAUGUACAAAGUUAUUAUAAAAUAUACAUUUAUAUUAUUGAAUGAAA
Chelonus insularis is the source of this 2508-nucleotide messenger RNA. Its product is annotated as MAGUK p55 subfamily member 2-like. The record is from RefSeq and is a predicted model, not a curated record. Gene Ontology annotation, cellular component: plasma membrane; cell-cell junction. Gene Ontology annotation, molecular function: protein binding. Bases 28 to 1836 code for a protein of 602 amino acids. NCBI's taxonomy places the organism in Eukaryota, Metazoa, Arthropoda, Insecta, Hymenoptera, Braconidae. The transcript has 8 exons.